GAACACUGACCACUGAAGGGUUAGCAACAGCAAGGUGGAGCCACUCCCAUUAUCAUUCCUCCUCAUUUAAACCCCUAUUAUUGCUGACUCUCAGAUUACAGGAGAGGCUUUAAGGUCCCAAAUCAACAUCGCUGCUUUCUGGAAGUCCCAGUUCCCCAGUCAGAGUUAUGCAAUGCUCUUCUGUGUCUCCUCUCCAAGUGCACUAAACACAACUUCCAUUAUAAUAAAUGUAUGAUAUGCCAGAGAUGUUCCUGAACAAGUUGGCUGACGGUGCAAGCUUCAAAAGGGAUACUUAAAUGGCCAGCCCCAUUCAUCCCAUAAGCCAGGAAAGGUAUGUUAAACAUUGGAGCUAUUUCUCUUAACUUUCCUCAGGAAUAUAAAUCUGUUGAAGAAUCUGAAGAGUCACAUCUUCUGAGCCUAGACAUACUGCUGUCAGCAUCUCUGAGACUUCCUCCUUCUGAAAAUUACCAGGUCUGACUUUGGCUCCAGCCUACGGCGAGGCACAUCAACACACGUCCUCUAGACUUACAGCCCUCAAGCUGUGCCAGCUGGGCAGGAACCUUACCACCUCCAUCCUUAGGGGAAAUUCCGAGCAACACGAAGGGUGAAAACUCAGAUAUGCUGAGCCUGAAAUGUACAAAAGUUUUUAGGAAGUCUCCUCACAGAAGAACCCAGUUAAAUCCACAUAAUUAGCUCGCACACUUAGACGAGCUGUAGGUAGAACAGAGAGCCUUUUUCCCUAUAUCAAAACAGAGUAAAAAAGUCUGAUUUAAUACUCAGAGAUUGUUGUUCCCAUACCAGUAUUAUAAAACAGUUUCACCGUAUUUGUUUUAAUCAGUAUAAGAGUAGAACUGUGGAACAUAAGUUAUCUAUAUAUUAUUUUUUUAAUGAUAAAGAGUUUCUGAUAAAAUCUAUUUAGGACAGGGGUGCUGUGUUGGAGGACAGAGUGUGGCCAUUGCCAAAUUAGAACAUUACCAUUUUCUGGCUUGUGCACUACUGACUUUGUUCGGGUCGUGAUUGCUUUGCAUGAGAUUGUUAGAAUACUUCCAGUAUAUUUAGAGAUAGUCUAAGUGACUGUGGAAUGCCUCGAGGGCAAUAGAAAGCAAACAGAAUCAGGUACCAUCUGAUGUGUUGAGUGAUGACGGAGGUGCAUUUCAAGUACCAUGGAAAUCUCACUGGCCGGGCCCAUUUCCCUACCCUGGCGACAGAGGUUGACAACACUUCGGAUAAGUAUUCCAACCUCUACAUGUACGUGGGCUUAUUCCUGAGCCUCCUGGCCAUUCUCCUCAUCCUGCUCUUCACGAUGCUUCUUCGGCUUAAACAUGUCAUCUCACCCAUCACUUCCGAGAGCACGGAAAGUGUUCCUCAAUUCACAGAUGUAGAGAUGCAGAGUCGAAUCCCCACUCCUUAAAGCCAGGAUGAAUAUAAGCUUUCUUGGAUCUCAUUAAACCCUUGCAUGUUGACGUCCAGGAAAGCUUAUUUUGUUGCAUGUGGCUUCCCAUGUAAGGAAUCAACAAGUUGUCUAUUUAACAAGGUAUUCAUGAUUUUUUUGUGUGUUCUUGAUUCUGCUUGUGGGAUAUCUAAAAGGUUUAAGACUCAUUCUUUGCCAGGAAUAAAGGAAAUGGCAGCUGGUUGGGAGGGCAGGUUUCCAUAGUAACCAAAGAGAGCCUGGGCCUUGAGCAAACCUCAGACCACAGAAAUUCAUAUGCAGCUAUCGUAAAAAACAUAGGAUCCCUGGAAGCUUCAAGAACAAGAAAAAUCUGCUUUUGAAGGGGCUGGUUGUUCAAAGAGGGUACCCCCAAGAAAAGGACAAGUCUUUUUUUUUUUUUUUUUUUUUUUUUUUUUUUUUGAAAAGGACAAGUCUUAAUUUAGCACUUGGACUCCAAAGAAUUGCCUCUGCUGAUCUGAAGCUAAAUCAUGUCAAAGAUUAAUGGAAGGGACCACGAACCCUUUUCCAAAGGAGCAGUGAUUUUAUCAUCUAAGGCCAUUGGGUUUGUCCCAAACCAAAGAUGAGAUUUAAAAAAAAAAAAAAAAAAACUAUUGCAGUUUAAA
Molecule: messenger RNA, 2052 nt
Organism: Canis lupus familiaris (dog)
Lineage: Eukaryota; Metazoa; Chordata; Mammalia; Carnivora; Canidae
Gene: SERTM2
Product: serine rich and transmembrane domain containing 2
Exons: 5
Coding region: 1139-1411 (90 amino acids)
Cellular component (GO): intracellular membrane-bounded organelle
Source: RefSeq, a predicted model, not a curated record